AUGGCUGUGCGAGUAAAUGUUCUUGCCCUGCUGGCAGCUGUUGCACAUGCUGCCGACUACAACAUUGUAAACCUGGACAACAACACGCUUAAGAUGCUGACUGGGAGAGACCUUCCAGCUUUCGUUCGUUUCGACAAAGAUUACCCUUACGGUGAAAAGGCCGAUGCUUUCAAGGCGCUCGCACAGACAGCGGUGGGAGCAAAGGUUCUGAUUGGAAGCGUUGGGAUUUCAACCUACGGUGAGAAGAUGAAUCAGGAUGUGGCAGAACAGUUUGGAUACAAGACACCUGGGAAGGACUUGGAAUACAGUGAUAUGGACACCAUCUUUCCCAAGUACCGUUUCUUUCCGGCAAACGGCGGGGCAGACAUUGAGUACACCGGCGAGGUGAAACCAGAUGCUAUGACCCUCUUCCUGAAGAAGGAGGCAAAGGUCUAUUUUGGACUCAAAGGCACCAUCCGCGAGUUUGACAAGUUCGCUGCGGAUUUCAUGAAGGAUGGAGCAAACAAGGCCGAAGUCAUCCAGACUGCCAAGGCAGCUGCAGAUUCCCUGACAGGUGCAGACAAGGAGGCAGCAGCCUAUUACGUGAAGGCUAUGGAGAAGACCCAGGACAAGAGCGAUUGGUUCAAGACGGAGUUUGAGCGCCUGAAGCAGAUCGUUGCGGGUGGAAAAGUUGCGCCGGCCAAGAGAGAAGAUAUGGCGCUGAAGGUCAACCGCCUCAGUUCCUUCGUCACACCAAAUGAUGAGCUCUGA
Molecule: messenger RNA, 750 nt
Organism: Symbiodinium pilosum
Lineage: Eukaryota; Dinophyceae; Suessiales; Symbiodiniaceae
Source: the annotation of a GenBank genome assembly